Messenger RNA from Microdochium trichocladiopsis, 1362 nucleotides. Its product is annotated as phosphotransferase enzyme family-domain-containing protein. The transcript has a single exon. The record is from RefSeq and is a predicted model, not a curated record. Lineage: Eukaryota; Fungi; Ascomycota; Sordariomycetes; Xylariales; Microdochiaceae. The coding region runs from base 1 to 1362 and encodes 453 amino acids.
AUGGCGAGCAAUCGCGGUCCUCAGCACGGUCUGGACUGGCGGCCAGCUGCCCAGUGGGAUGACGAACCCCGUGCUGAGGCAAGAUGGGACAAGAGGCCAUCGAAAUCUGCGAUUGAAAAAUUGUGCCGAAGCGUCCUUGCCAUCCCAGCACACGGAACCUGCAAGGUAUCAUACUUCGACGACUUCAGAUACAAUGAACUGUACUUUGUACGCACCAGCGCCACCGUUGCGAGCCCUACCCCUACCGAGAGCACCAUCGCAGAAUCGAUCGACACUGCCAGUUCCACUUCCACUUCACCCGCCACUUCUAUUGGCACUUCCAUUGCGACUAUCGACGGCCAUGCGCAGGAGGACAACGAAAGAGGCAGAGACGAGGACCUGCCCAACUACGACAAUGAAGGCUUCCAAGAGGGCGACCUCGUCAUCAGCGUCUCGCUCCCCGUCUAUCCCAGGCUCAAGGUCCGAGGCGAAGUCGCUACCAUGCGCUACUUGGCCGCCCAUGCGCCGAACAUCCCCGUUCCGGAAGUAUUGGCGUGGGACGACACAAACAACAACGAGAUCGGCUUCGAAUGGAUCCUGAUGAAGCGGAUGCGAGGAAUCCCAGCGUGGCGAAUAUGGCGCAAGCUGCCGUGGCAUAGCAAGGUUGCCUUUGCGGAGAUGCUUGCAGGGUACCAAGCACAACUCAUCCGACUGAGCAGCGGCUUCAAGAGGAUUGGAACGAUGGACACCAUUCUUGAAGUUGGAGAGGGCCAGGGCGAGCCUGCUAGAGGAGGGGUGGCUGUGACACCGAAGCUAGGCCCACUGGUCUCCAGUGCGUUCUUCCUCAACGAUGAACUCGAUCACGGUGCUGCUCGUGGCCCCUUUCGCAACAGUCGCGAAUGGAUUGAGGCGGAGUUCCAGAUCAUCGCCUACGAGCAGACAGUCGGUAUAAGUGACUGGGCGAGCCAGGAACAGCUAGACAAAGGCAUGGAAACUGCCGAGAGAAUGCGAGUCCUGAUAUCCAAACUGUUUCCGGUCGAAGAUGGGCAGGCUGAUGAUCGCGCAGAGUCGACCUUCCUACAUCACGACGACCUUGAUCUAUAUAACAUCCUCAUCGACGAAGACGGCCGAAUCACGGGCAUACUGGACUGGCAGUGUGUCUCCGCCGUGCCGCUCUGGGCCACGUUAUGCAUGCCAACAUUCCUGCGGGUAAGAGACUACAUGCCGUAUGAGGAGCCCCAGCGGGACAAAUAUCCCGACGAGUCUGACGACGAGCGUCGGAGACUUCGUUCAACGAGAGAGCUCGACAGCGAGGGCAAAUGCUUCUCUUACUGGUACGAGAGGAUGGGAUACGACGUGACGCAACUCAGUGAAGUCUAUUAA